This is a messenger RNA of Nymphalis io (European peacock), 764 nucleotides long. RefSeq names its product probable oligoribonuclease. The transcript is spliced from 3 exons. The record is from RefSeq and is a predicted model, not a curated record. Lineage: Eukaryota; Metazoa; Arthropoda; Insecta; Lepidoptera; Nymphalidae. Gene Ontology annotation, cellular component: mitochondrion. Gene Ontology annotation, molecular function: nucleic acid binding; 3'-5'-RNA exonuclease activity. Bases 93 to 740 code for a protein of 215 amino acids.
UGUGAGUAUGACGUAGGAAAUAGGAUUGUAUUAGAUUUUUUGACCACCACAUUUUUUAAACAGAAUUUUAUAAUAUUACUUAAUUAUUGCAAAUGAAUUUUCUUCAUAAAAUAUUGGCUAUUCGUGCAAAAUGUUUUGUUAGCACUUCACCUAAAUUUUGUUACUAUCGAGAAACAAAAAUGAAUUUUCAUUCAGAUAAUGCUGCAAAAAGGAUUGUUUGGGUUGAUUUAGAAAUGACAGGGUUAGAUAUUGAAAAAGAUCAUAUCUUAGAAAUAGCCUGUUUAGUAACCGACUGUAAUUUGAAUUUGAUCGCAGAAGGACCUAAUAUAAUAAUUCAUCAACCUGAUGAUGUACUCAAUAAUAUGAAUGCAUGGUGCAUUGCUCAACACGGUGAGAGUGGAUUGACUAAGGCUAGUCGGGAAUCAAAAUUUUCUGUAUCGGAAGCGGAAAAUCAGAUAUUGAAUUUUAUAAAGUCUCAUGUGCCUGAGAAAAAGUGUCCAUUAGGUGGAAAUAGUGUCUACAUGGAUAGACUAUUUAUAAGAAAAUAUAUGCCUAAUCUUAAUGAAUAUUUGCACUAUAGAAUUAUUGAUGUCAGCUCUAUAAAAGAAUUAGCUAAGCGAUGGUAUCAAAAGGAAUAUUCAAGGAUACCUCAAAAGAAGUUUCAUCAUAGAUGUUUAAAUGAUAUUAAGGAAAGUAUAGAAGAGUUGAAUUAUUAUAAGCUAAAUAUAUUUAAACAAUAAUAAAAUAAUGUAGAAAAACUUCAA